CAAGGAAUGGCCUUUUCAUUAGGCAACCUUUUUCUAUGAAUUCUCCCUUUUCAAUUUUCAAUGCCUUUUUCGUUUUUUAAUGCUAAUCCACGAAAAGGGUUCUUUCUUUUCCCGACUCCAAUCCCCAAACCCUGACUCCAUCAUCCUUUCUGGAUACUGACAUACCCUGUUGUUCUUCAAUAUCGUGGUGUAUGAUAUUCAAAUUAAUCAGGAGCUUUCAAGUUUUCAUAGUAUCAGUGUCAUCCUAAAAACAGAUGUUGAUAAAAUCAUGCAACUUUAUCAUCAUCCCUACUCAUUGGACAGCCAGAAAGUGAGGCUUACUUUGGAAGAAAAUGGCAUUGAUUACACAUCAUACCGUGUCAAUCCUAUCACGGGCAAGAACAUGGAACCUUCAUUCUUCAGGCUGAAUCCAAGUGCCAAACUUCCUGUUUUUCAGAAUGGUUCCCAUAUCAUCUUCGACACGAUUGACAUAAUGCAGUACAUAGAGAGAAUCGCAGUUUUCACUUUGGGCAGUGAAAAUGUCACCCUUAGCAGCCAAGAAGUUAUUGAAUGGAUGCAGAGGAUACAAGCAUGGGAUCCCAAGUAUUUUACUCUCUUCCACAUCCCUGAAAAAUACCGGUUCACCGUUUCAAAAUUCAUAAGGCGGGUUGUGAUUGCUAGGAUGGCCGAGUCUCCUGAUCUGGCAGGUUCCUACCAUCUUAAGCUAGAUGAGGUAUAUGAGACAGAAGACAAGUUGAGAGACCCGGAUGUUUUGAAACAGAGCAAGGAACAACUAGCUGAAAUUCUUGAUGAAGUGGAAAGAAAGCUGAAUGAAUCAACAUACCUAGCAGGGGAUGAAUUUACCAUGGCAGAUGUUAUGCUCAUUCCAGUGCUGGCCCGAAUAGUGCUCUUGGAUUUAGAAGAAGAGUAUAUUUGUAGCAGGCCAAAUAUUGCUGAAUACUGGAAUCUGGUGCAGCAGAGGCCUAGUUAUAAGAAGGUGAUUGGUAACUACUUCAGCGGCUGGAGAAAGUACAAAACACUGCUAAAAACCUGGUGUUUUGUUCGUGUAAGAAGUAUGCUGAAGAGAUAUUGAUGAAGAACCCAGCAAAGUUGGUUGGAAAUUGGGAAAGGCCGAAUAACUGUAGAUCAAAUAAGUUUAUGAGUUCCAUGGUGUAUAUUAUCGUGCUGUAAAAGAAACUUUUCAUUUCUUCCUCUAUUUUUGAUUGAGGAGAGGGUUUGAAAAUGUAUUCAGAUUGGUUACUAUUUUGAAAAUAGAAAAAGGCACAUUCUUGAGGA
Messenger RNA from Vitis vinifera (wine grape), 1275 nucleotides. RefSeq names its product glutathione S-transferase TCHQD. Bases 269 to 1072 code for a protein of 267 amino acids. The transcript has 3 exons. Gene Ontology annotation, molecular function: glutathione transferase activity. Lineage: Eukaryota; Viridiplantae; Streptophyta; Magnoliopsida; Vitales; Vitaceae. The record is from RefSeq and is a predicted model, not a curated record.